This is a messenger RNA of Rubroshorea leprosula, 1549 nucleotides long. The record is from the annotation of a GenBank genome assembly. NCBI's taxonomy places the organism in Eukaryota, Viridiplantae, Streptophyta, Magnoliopsida, Malvales, Dipterocarpaceae.
CCACAGUUUUCAGAGUCGCAGCUAAAUAAAAGGAAAAUCAUACAAAGCAUUUCGUCUGUUUUUAGCACACACACAAACAAAAGAGAGAGAGAAAAGAGAGAGAGAGAGAGAGAGAGAGGAAGAGAAGAAAGAAAAAAAUUGAGGUUGCUUCAUCACCUUGCCCAGGGAGCAGGGGAAUCAAGAUCUUGUCAGAUCGGGGGUGCUGGAGCUGCGAGAAGUCCACAGUGUGAUGGGGAGAGAACUCACAGACGUGCAAAUGGACAAUAAGCCUAACGGUGUUGUGGUAAACUCCAAUGGUAUGUCACGUGGCAAAGCUAAUGCUGCUCCCAGAAUCCCAGAAGAUACUGAGUCAAAGGACUAUGAGGUAAAGGAGUGCACUGAAGAAAACUCAGUUGUUGAGAAUGCUCAUGAGAAGCAAGAUGUGCUAGGUGUCAAAAGCAAAAAAUUUGAUGCUGAUCUCCUUGAGGGGAAAAAUGAGAAUGCUGGAGAUCAUAAGUCCACUGACAAUAAGAAGUCAAGCUCGCCAGCAUCUAAAGCGAGUGGUGCUGGAAGUAUUCAUACGCACACUGUCCCAAAGCCAUUUGAUCUGGCUACUGAAAGGCGUGCUUCAUCUGCAAAUUGCCUGUUAAAUGCUAGUAUUAACAAUGUGCAUUCCCCUAUGGCUACAAAGAAUUCACAGUCAAACUCUCCUCUGACAUCAAGGAGACCCUUACAACAUGAUUAUAGGAAGCAUGCUGAUGAAGAUGAUACUUGGUCUGUUGCUUCCUCUACUGCUGUAUCUGUUCGAUCAGCUAGAACCAAGGUAACUAUUGGAACAGCUCCAUCAUUUAAAAGUGCUGAACGUGCAGAGAAACGGAAGGAGUUCUACGUGAAGUUAGAGGAAAAGCACCAAGCGCUGGAGGCUGAGAAGAGCCAGUGUGAAGCCAGGACCAAGGAAGAGCAAGAAGCAGCAAUUAAGCAGCUUAGGAAGACUAUGGUCUAUAGAGCAAAUCCAGUGCCUAGUUUCUACUAUGAGGGACCUCCACCUAAGGUUGAACUAAAGAAGCUGCCAUUGACUCGGCCCAAGUCCCCAAAACUAAACCGGAGGAAGAGCAGCGGUGAUGCAGUCAACUCAUCUCAGGAGGCAAAGGUAGCAGUUUGUCCCAGGGCUCACCGCCACAGCUUUGGUUCAACCAAAACAGAAUCCACAAACAGCCCCAAGACAAAGGGUCAGGUCAGCGGACAGAAUAGUAAUGGCACCUGCAAGGUUAAAGGUCAAUCAAAACAGGUAAAAGAGACAACAAAAACUGCUCCUCCUAAGAUCACCGAGCAAACCACUGCUGAUGUGACCGUGCAGUCAUGAAACAGCCAACAUUUGCUUCACUAACUCUCAAUUUCAGAAGUGUUCUUGAAUUUCUGUAGUACCAUAUGGAUGUUCUGAAAGGAAUAGCCUGUUUUCUUUUCAGCUGCAAUGACUUGUGUUUUAGUGGGUUUGAAUUGAUGUGAAAUGUAUAUGUUUUGUAAGUCAUAUUGGUACAUAUCAUGUUAUAUAUAAAAGAGUUAUUAAUUC